Messenger RNA from Diversispora eburnea, 1530 nucleotides. The record is from the annotation of a GenBank genome assembly. Lineage: Eukaryota; Fungi; Glomeromycota; Glomeromycetes; Diversisporales; Diversisporaceae.
AUGAUUGUGUUUUCAGUUAUAUCUGGUGCAAAAAAUGAAGACGCUCUAUGUUAUCUUUUAGAAGUGGAUGAUGAAGUACGUAUCUUGCUAGAUUGUGGGUGGAAUGAUGAAUUUAAUGUAGAUGCUCUUUUGCUAUCACAUCCUGAUCUUUCACAUUUAGGAGCGUAUCCUUAUGCAUAUGGACAUUUUGGACUUUCCUGUCCAGUUUAUGCGACUUUACCAGUUGUAAAUAUGGGACGAAUGUGUAUGUAUGAUGUUUUUCAAUCAAAAGUAAAUGAAGCAGAAUUCAAUACUUUUGCAUUGGAUACUGUUGACGCUGCAUUUGAAAGAAUAAAUACUUUAAAAUAUUCACAACCGACAUCCUUAGGAGGAAAAUGUAAAGGAAUAACUAUUACAGCUUAUGCUGCUGGUCAUUCAAUAGGAGGAACAAUAUGGAAAAUUAAAAAGGAUACAGAAGAAAUUGUUUAUGCCGUUGAUUAUAAUCAUAAAAAGGAGAGUAGACCUUCUUUGAUGAUUACCGAUGCUUAUAAUUCUUUAAUUAUUCAUCCAGCAAGAAAACAUCGUGAUGCUGCUUUAUUUGAUUCAUCAGCUCGAGUUUUGGAAUUAGCAUAUCUUUUAGAUCAACAUUGGGCAUUUUAUCAAGUUUCUUAUCCACUUGUUUUACUUACUCAUCAAAGUUAUCGAACAAUACAAUAUGCAAAAAGUAUGCUUGAAUGGAUGAGUGAUGCAAUAAAUAGACAAUAUUUACGUCUUUGUCAUCGACAUAAAGAUCUUGCCAAAUAUCCUGGACCAAAAGUAGUACUAGCCAGUAAUGUCAGUUUAGAGACAGGAUUCGCGAGAGAACUUUUACUAGAAUGGGGAACAUCUGAAUCAAAUGCUCUUAUAUUAACUGAUAGAGGUCCACCAAAUUCAUUAGCAAGAAAAUUAUAUUAUGAAUGGGAUAAAAUUAUUCCAUUGGAAGGAAUAGAAUUAUUGGAAUAUAAAUCAGAACAACGUAAAAAACAUGAAAGAGAAGCAACUCAAGCGGCAUUAAUAGCAAAAAGUAAAUCAAUAAUAGAAGAUGAUGAAACUGAUGAAUCUGAAUCAGAAGUUGGAGAUACGGACAUUGAAGAAUUACUUUCAACUCAAUUUGAUCUUUAUGUAAGAGAUGCAACUAAAUAUGGAGGAUUUUUUAAACAAACUCAAAGUUAUUUAAUGUUUCCUUAUACUGAAAAAAGGAAAAGAUAUGAUGAUUAUGGUGAAAUUAUACAAGUUGAUCAAUUUGCUAAAAGAAUCGCCGAUGGAAUUAGAGAUGAUGAUGAUCUUAAUGGUGGUGAUAAAGCAGAAAUAAGUAGUGAUAGAGAUGAAACAGAAAAGGAAGAUCCAACAAAUUCAUCUUCGGACUCUAAUGUUCCCACUAAAUACAUAUCAUAUAAUCAAGACAUUAAAUUCAUUUGUAAAAUAAGGUUCAUUGAUCUUGAAGGAACUAAUGAUGGAAGAUCUCUCAAAACAAUUGUUCCUCAAGUUCAACCUAGAAAAUUGGUUAGUAAU